This is a messenger RNA of Melampsora larici-populina 98AG31, 1836 nucleotides long. RefSeq lists its product as uncharacterized. The transcript is spliced from 7 exons. Gene Ontology annotation, molecular function: protein binding. The coding region runs from base 1 to 1836 and encodes 611 amino acids. The record is from RefSeq and is a predicted model, not a curated record. Lineage: Eukaryota; Fungi; Basidiomycota; Pucciniomycetes; Pucciniales; Melampsoraceae.
AUGAAUCCUCAAGACAUCAAGGACCCAAUGAUGAAUGUAGAACAUGAAAAUAUAAAUCUUACCAAUAUAAUCUUGAUAGGAAAUGAUCCAAAGUUGGAUGAAUUGAUCAGAAUUUAUCCACAUGAGUUGUUUUCUGAUCAUAUACCUAUGAAUAACGAUGACUUGAUCCAAGGACGAUCAUUUUAUCAAGAUUUGAAUUAUUCGGAAGCCAUGAAAUCUUAUAGAAAACUCAUUGAGUCGUUUUCAAAACUCAAAGAACCCAUUCCAAAAGAUGUAAUGCAAAUUGCAGCAAUCGCUUUAUCGAACAAUGCGUCAUGUAAACUUAUCAUGAAUGACCAUCGUGGUGUGAUUGACGAUUUAGAAAAAUCUAUUGCAAUGAAUGUGAUCUUGAUUAAGACUGCUUUACGUUAUCAAAAACUAAUAGUCACUCAAAUCAUACAAUUAUUUAAAUCGUACAUCAAUUUAUUUGAAUUGGAAUCGGCUCAUCAACUUUGGUCAAGAGUUCGAAACGAUUUUUUCCUUUUAAAUCUAAUUCAUCGGAACCAAAAAUCGAUUGUAGAUUUUCAAAAUUUAACCAAAAUCUUACAUUGGUUAAUCUUUAUAGAAAAGAAAAUUUAUGAAUGUAAAAGUCAAAUGAGAUGGGAUUUAGUAAAUCACUAUUUUAAAAUUUUAGAAAAUAAAAUCACGAUUUGGAAUCUAAAUGAUUCGAUUGAAGAAAUCUUACCAUUAGAAUUAGAGAGAAUCAAAGCUGAAAGUUUAGCUUGGUUAGGAUACCCAGAAGAAGCUGAAUGGGUCGCAACUCAAUGCAAGGAUCCUGUUGAUUUCGACACCCCUCAAGACUUAUGGUUACGUGGAUUGAUCAGUUUCUCCUAUGGGAAUCUAGAAGAAAGUUUAGAACAUUUUGAAAGAUUAGACGAAAUCAAAAAAGAUUCAAACUCAACUGGUACAAAGAAUCGAGUGAAAUACUUGUUAUCUCAACAGGAUGAAGUUAAGAAGCUUUCAAUAGAUCAACAUCUUGAAAGUCUUCCUAAGAUGACCGCAUUGAUACGAUAUCUUUUACUUCGUGUGGGUCAACACCCUAUUGAACAAACGUUUGAGGAUCACAUUAGAGUGAUCUAUAUCGAGACUUGUUUCAAAAAACUUAAUAAGAUGACCAACGUUCAAGAACUUGAAAAAUAUAUUCAUGAAGUGAUCAAAUAUACCACCGAGAUCUUAAGUUCAAAAGCCUUAGUUGACAACAUGAAUGCAAGAGCUCCAAUGAUACCGAUCAGAUUAAAGAAAUUCCUUUUGAUUGCAUUUCUUUACAAAUCAAGGAUCUGGGCAUACAGAGAUUAUAAUCUAUUUCAAUCCAUAGACACUUAUUCACGUCUGAUCCAUUAUUUCAGAUUCCUUAAUGGUUAUAAUUUAGUAGUGAAUUUGAAUUUGAAUUUGAUUAAUGAAGAAUUGAAUCAAGUUAAGAGGAGAUGUGCUUUUCUUAAUCAAUAUCAUCAUCAACAACAACAAAUCAGAUUUAAUAUGACCGUUAAUCAAUCAUUGAUCCGUCAAGCUGAAAUUUCGAAAGAAAAAGCUUUGGAAGCAGCUUUGAAAGAAAAAGGUUAUCAAGAAGCUUUAAGACUUGCUAGAUCGCAAUUAGGAUAUUAUAAAGUGUUAGGAGUUAAAAGAACUGCAUGUCAACGUGACAUUAGAUCAGCUUUCAAAAAGUUAGCGUUAGAAACUCAUCCAGAUAGAGGUGGUUUAACUAGACAUUUCCAACUUUUGAAUGAAAUCCAUUCGACUCUUAUCGAUCGAAUGAAAAGAUACGUUUAUGAUAAUCGUCAAAAUAAAUUAAAAGAUUGA